CCCUGAGCAGGAGGCCCGCCUGAGCGGCUGAAUGCCGAUGCGGUCAGGCACGGAGCGGAGAUGAGCUUGCCUCAUCUUGCCAGAGCGGCAGAGCGGCGCAGCCUCUCAUCCCACCACCACCACCUCACCAUGGCCACCUCCACCGACACGCCUCCCGGCGCCGCCGGCGCGCCGCCAAAGACGACGGGCCUCUCGCGCGUGCCGGCGGUGCGGGCGCUCGUCGACCGGCUGCUGCACCGCGCACGCCUCGACAUCGCCGAGCUGCACGUCCACUCGCUCAGCGACACGGGCUUCCAGGCGCGCGCCAAGCUGCGCCUGUCGAACAUCGGCACUGGGCCGCUCCCGCUCGUUAAGGUCAAGGUGUGCUUGCCGGCGCAGAGCACGGAGCUGCACUGGAUCGAGCAUGCCUCGGCCGCGAGCAGCAGCAAGAGCGGCAAGAGGGCCAGCUCGAGCAGCACUCCGUCUCUGCUGCCAGAGACCGGCAGCUGCCUCGUCGCGCACGCCGAGAUCCCUCCCUUUCGCCUGCGGCCCAGUGCCGUGCCGGGUGCGGCUAGUGCAGAGAUCGAGCUUACAAUCCGCACGCCGGCUGGCGGUAGCGAGGCGCUCUCGCGCUUCGUCCGCACGCUCCUUGCCGCACCAGCAGAGGGCGAGCCGCAGCAGCUCGUGCUGCGUGCUCGCGGCGCCGAGAUCAAGGCCUACGGCAUGAAAUUCUCCGGGCUCAGCCUGGAGAAGAUCGUGCCGCUUGGGGGCCUGGCCGGACUCGGUGGCGUGCUGCAGCUUCCAGGCGCCUCUGGAGCGUCAGCAGGCUCCUUGGGCCUCCCAUCGAUGCCGGUCCGCACACGCGCAUCGGAUCUCAGCGCCUCGGAGAAGCACAGCAAGCGCCGCUCCUGGCUGUCGCGGGCCAGCUCAUCACGAGCAAGCUCGUCUGCGGUCGGGACAUCUUCACAGACCACAGCGCCUGUCUCAACACCCGGAGCGCCCCUCGAGAUCGGCGAGUUCCAGAUCGUGGCUGGCCAUGCGCGUGAGGGCAUCGAGCUCAGCGCCUCCGUCUCUCUCGUCAACCCGUCGCAGAGCCCGGCGUUGACCUUCGAGCCUGGCGAGCUUCGCUUCUCUCUGUGCUCACCCUCUGCGAAAGGCAGCAUGGUCAGCCUCGGCUCGCUUACACUCGCAUCAACGCCGCUACGGCCCGGCACAAACAAGGUCACUGCGAAAGGCUUUGUCAUUCUCCCAGCGGAGCCGCCUGCAGGCUCUGCUUCGGAUUCGCCAGCAUCCUUGGCCUAUGCGGCAGGCGCAAACCUGCUCUCCUCGCUGCUGCAGGACGAGCCGAUCGAAAUCUGUGCCGUUGCACAGGAGAGCAAUGGCGGCGCCUCGCCUGUUGCCUGGCUCGCCGCGGCGCUGAAAGGCGCGCAAAUCGACGCACGGGUGCCAGCUUUGGGCGACCGCUCGCGCUUGCUCGACGGCGCAGAGCUGCGUGUGGAGGGUGCAGCGAUGGCAGCUCGGCCAACCCCUGCCUCUCCAAGGCUCGAGCGAGGUGUGUCUACAGCUUCGCGCAACAGUAACGGGGCUGCCGGCGGCUCCAGCGUGGCGCGCGCCACGCUUCACAACAGCUUUGGUGCAGACAUCCACGUCGAGUCUCUCUCGGUCCAAGCGCUAGCGACCGAGCUGCCCGGCGAAGGCGGCAGCGAGCUCGAGCUCGCGAUGAUCCAGACGCCGACUUCGUGGGAUGGGCUGCGGCUCCCGGCUGGAGGCGAGGGUGUCGCGACCAGCUUGCCCAUCGAGAUCAACCGCGAUCCCAACGUGCUCAUCGCCAUCAUGCGGCGGACGGCGCAGACGCGGGGCGUUGACAUCGGCGAGUCGCUCGAGGAGCUCUUCGAUGAGCUGUGCGCUGGCGGCGGCACGGCUGGCAAGACACCGCACGGCUCCAAACGCAACAGCGUCGCAUCCUCGCGCGCCAAGGGUCCUCGUGCAAGCGGCGACGCAGACCCUUCGCGAGACCUGGCGUCGCUGCUCUCCCGGGCUCUCGCGGACUUGCGCGUGACUGCGCAUGUGAACGCCACUGCCAGACUAGGCGACUACCGCAUCCCUGGUACUCUGCGCUUCACUCAGCGGCGGCUUCCGAUUGCGCUCAGCACGGCCAGCUCGGCUGCACUGCUUCCGUCGGUGGGUGCACCCUUCGUCGGUGCGCUGGCCGAGCGGGCUGAGGUGCAGCUCGUCGCCGUUGUGGUGCACGGCAUGGAUGAGGACGGCAUCGUGGCGAGCGCAGGCCUGCGUCUUGUCAACUUCGGCCCGCUCGCAGCCUCCAUCCGCUUCGACGAGCCAGCAGACCUCUUCCGCGACGGCAAGAAGGUGGCUCGCCUCUUUAUCUCCGGCAGCGUUGCAGUCGAGCCCGGCAUGCUCGAAGCUGUGCGCACAGAUGUCCGUCUCGCUCCGCCCACCGGCGCGGGUGCGACAGAGGCUUUCGGCGCCGUCGCGGCAGCCCUGCUCCAGGAGCACACCGCGGCGUUCGAGUUGCAAGCCCAGCACGUCGUCAUCACCGCCGGUGGCGUGGAGUUCUUGACGCCGUUGAACAAGACGAUCAAGCUCGCCGGCCUCGGAGGCUUCCCUGACCUUAGCGUAACGCACUUCAGCGUACUGGGCGAGGCUCGCCCACCGGCAGCAGGCGGCAGUCUGCUGCAGGCCGCACUGCAGAGCACAGCAGGCACGAACAACGGCGCAUUUCAGAUCUGCGCCGGCGUCACGUUGGUCAAUCCGAGCGACAUGACGAUCAAGCUGGCGCGUCUCGAGCUGGCGCUGUCCUACGACGGUGCGCAAGUCGGCCAGCUGGCUCUGGAGGAUGUGGUCAUCGAGCCAUAUGGAGAGACGCCGCUCGAGGCGCGUGGCCUCGUCUAUCUCCAGGAGGACGCAGAUCGCGAAAUUGUCCUGCCCAAGCUGGGCGAGAUGAUCAGCUCUCUCGUCGCCGGAAGGGAAGUGAAGCUCGGUCUGCGGGGCGCUCGAGCUUGGGCACAGCCGCCGCCUGCGGCUGUCGGCGGCGCGGCAGGCAAGCGUCGCGCCACAAGCGAGCCGCAGCGUCUGUCGUGGCUGGACUGUGCGCUCGCCUCCUUCUCUCUGUCGGCGACACUGCAGCAGGAGCCGCUGCGCCUCGUCGACGGCGUCGACGUCGGCAAGCUCGACGCCUCGUUCCCCGCCAACGGCCCGCCCGUCAUCACCGCGACCGACAUUCUGAUCGACUACAGCUUGCCCUACCCCAUCGAGCUGCGACCCGUGACCACCUCUGCGGACGUCGAGGUCAUCUUCGACGACGUCGUCGUCGGCCGGGCCAAGACGCGCGAAGGCGUGAUCAGCGACGAGCACGCGCGCUCCGACGACGGCGGCGCCAAGGGCACCUUUACGCUGGGCCUCGAGCGCUUCGAGCUGCACACGCACGACGAGGCGAUGAUGGCCGAUCUGGUCUCGCACGUCUUCGACGCCGGCGACAGCGGCACGACUCGCAUCAGCCUGCGUGGCACAGCGCAUGUGCGAGUUGCAACGACCCUCGGCGAGCUGCCGGUCACAGUCGACCUGGGCCGAGCACAUCGCAUCCGCGUGGCCGGCCUCAACAGCCUGCGCGAGAGUCCGCUGCAGUACAGCAACUUCCAGGUCGUCGACGCGAACCCCGAGUAUCUGCGCGUGACGUUCUCGCUCUUCCUCAACAACCCCUCGACGUCGAUGCACAUCCGUCUGCCGGACACGGGCCUGUCGAUGGGCGUGUACCUGCGCGACACCUUCGUCGGACGCGCGCUCAUCGCCAGUGGCUCCUUCGACAUGCCUGGCGGGCCCGUGGCCAUCCACGGCGUCGAGUUCCGCUACUCGCCGGCGCGCGAGGACCGGGUGCGCGACCUGCCGUCGAACCUGCUGAGCGGCCGCAACACGGUGCUGCAGGUGCGCGGCGACGACGAGUCGACGGAGCUGCCGGUGCUGCGCGAUGCCCUUUCGCGCAUCCGCAUGGAGUUCACGCUCAAGCCCAUGCUGCACGAGCUGCUCGAGAGCAUCUCGGUGCAGCUGGGCCCCAGCGUGCUCACGCACUCGACUGUCGAGGCGACGUACGUGGUGCGCAACCCGCUCGCCGUGCCCAUCGACCUGUGCAGCCUGUCGUUUGCCGCCACGUUCCGCGGUGCGCCGUUCGGCAGUGCGCAGUGCACCUUUGUGCGCGAUGCGCCGCUGCGCAUCGCACCCGGCACGCCCACGGCGCCCGGCACGCAGAGCGGCAAGAUCGACGUGCGCCUGGCGCAGUCGCUCGACAAGCUCGUCAAGACGUUCCUUGCCGAGCGCGGCCAGCUGACGCUCGAGCUCGACGUGCAGGCCAAGGUCGAGCUGCAGGGCUUCAGCAUUCCCGUGUUUGACUAUGCGCAGAGCCUGCCGCUGCACAUCGAGGGCCUCGGCGGCGUGUCCAAGCUCCUCUCCAUCUUCUGAUACCCCCCGCAAUAAUAUUUUGCCAUCCA
Molecule: messenger RNA, 4478 nt
Organism: Tilletiopsis washingtonensis
Lineage: Eukaryota; Fungi; Basidiomycota; Exobasidiomycetes; Entylomatales
Exons: 1
Coding region: 130-4449 (1439 amino acids)
Cellular component (GO): fungal-type vacuole membrane
Source: RefSeq, a predicted model, not a curated record